Esox lucius (northern pike) is the source of this 6534-nucleotide messenger RNA. It is a transcript of the gene kdm5c, whose product is annotated as lysine (K)-specific demethylase 5C. Gene Ontology annotation, biological process: chromatin remodeling. NCBI's taxonomy places the organism in Eukaryota, Metazoa, Chordata, Actinopteri, Esociformes, Esocidae. Bases 712 to 5475 code for a protein of 1587 amino acids. The transcript is spliced from 28 exons. Gene Ontology annotation, molecular function: DNA binding; histone demethylase activity. Gene Ontology annotation, cellular component: nucleus. The record is from RefSeq and is a predicted model, not a curated record.
GAGACUUGAGGUUGUGCUUAGGCAAUGAUGAAACUAAGAUGGCGUCCAAUCCAGACAGGAUGAACGGGGGAUAGCGAACUUGGUCACACAUUAAUUUGAUGGGGACGUAAUUCUCACAGUCACUCGUUUACAAGAAAACGAGUCUUUGAAGUGGAUACGUUAAUCUUUACACUUCUACUCAAACAGAAGUGUAUCUAUGGGUGAAGCGAGCCUGAAAAAGGCCAACUUUACGUGAGCUAACUGGACCUAGCUUGCUAGCUAGAUAACAUUAGGUUGCUUGCUAACUACUAGUACUGUAGCUAACCAACGACAGCAACCAAGCUAACGUUAAACAACAACAGAGGAGGACAGUCUCAGGAAAAGGAAGUCUCUACUGGCUUGUCCGUGUUAUUCUGAUUAAAAUAAAAACAAUUUACAUCUGGUUUAGGACAGGUGUGAAAAGGAGCCAAUAAUUCCAGUGGAAAUUCCACGCCAAUUCGCAGUGGCCCAAUCGAGACCGGAGGUGCUGCCUAGGAUGGGCUGAAAAGUGGAGGCCGUAACGUUAGCUUCCGCAACCCUAAUCUUGACCCAGUGCUAAACAAUAGACCCCGUGAGCUUUCAAGACACCAAAACGGCCCGUCAAAUUAUUGGUGACAUCUAAGUCCAUAUUUUCCUAUUUGACCACGUUGAACGUGUCCGGAAGAGUUGCUGUCCAAGUACCAGUUAUCUUACAUGAUGGCAAUGGAGGGGGAAGACUUCGUGCCUCCUCCAGAGUGCCCAGUCUUCGAGCCAUCAUGGGAGGAGUUUCAGGAUCCCCUUGGCUACAUUGCCAAGAUCCGUCCAAUUGCGGAGAAGUCUGGCAUCUGCAAGAUUCGUCCUCCUGCUGACUGGCAGCCACCCUUUGCUGUGGAAGUGGAUAGCUUCCGCUUUACGCCCCGUAUACAGAGACUCAAUGAGCUGGAGGCAGAGACACGAGUCAAGCUGAACUACUUGGACCGGAUCGCUAAGUUUUGGGAAAUUCAAGGAUCCUCCCUGAAGAUUCCAAACAUUGAGAGGCGUAUUCUGGAUCUCUUCAGCCUCUCCAAGGUUGUAAUAGAGGAGGGCGGAUUUGACAUAGUGAGUAAGGAGCGGCGUUGGGCUCGCGUGGCCCAGAAGCUGGGCUACCCUCCAGGCAAAAACAUUGGCUCCCUCCUGCGCUCACACUAUGAAAGGAUCGUCUACCCCUUUGAGGUGUUCCACACCGGGGCCAGUCUGCCGCAGACUAAGCCAAAACUAUAUGACGGAGAUGAGGUGGAUCGAGAAUACAAGCCCCACUCCAUUCCUCUACGCCAGUCUGUCCAGCCCUCUAAGACGAGCAGCUACGGACGCCGAGCCAAUCGCCUCCAGCCAGAUGGUCCGGAAGAUUCUGCCCCCCACCCUCUCACCACUGGCUCUCAGCCUCAACACAUCUCUGCAUCGCCCGAUCCUACAGAGGAGGAUAUAGAGAAGAACCCCGAACUGAAGAAACUGCAAAUCUAUGGGGCGGGGCCUAAGAUGAUGGGGUUAGGACUGGUGCCCCGGAACAAGAGCAUCCAGAAGAAAGAAGAGCUACCUCAGACUGUGACUGUUUGUAACACAUCAGCUGCUGUCCAGGUCAAAGAUGAAGCUGGGGAAGUAAAAGAGAAAGAGGGUGAGGAGAAGAGCACAACCGCGCCAGCUCCUCCCUCUGACGGCACUGUCAAGGAUGAGAAGGAUGGAGAUGAUGGUGGGGAUGGACAUGAUGAAGAGGACCCUAACACUGAAGAGCCCUGCACCAAGAUGACCAUGAGGCUGAGACGCAACCUCAACAACCCGCAGUUUGUGGAUUCCUUUGUGUGUCGGAUGUGUGGCCGUGGAGAUGAAGACGAGAAACUCCUGCUGUGCGACGGUUGCGACGACAACUACCACACCUUCUGUCUGUUGCCCCCACUCGCUGAGGCCCCGAAGGGCAACUGGCGCUGUCCCAAAUGCGUGGCCGAGGAGUGCAAGAGGCCCGCGGAGGCCUUUGGUUUUGAACAGGCCACCAGAGAGUACACCUUGCAGAGUUUUGGGGAGAUGGCUGACACAUUCAAAGCAGACUACUUCAACAUGCCGGUCCAUAUGGUUCCAACAGAGCUGGUGGAGAGAGAGUUCUGGCGGUUGGUCAGUAGUAUCGAGGAGGAUGUAACGGUGGAGUACGGGGCAGACAUCCACUCUAAAGAAUUUGGCAGUGGGUUCCCCAUGAACAAUGGCAAGAAGAACCUCUCCAAGGAGGAAGCGGACUAUGCCCGUAGCGGCUGGAACCUGAAUGUAAUGCCGGUGCUGGAGCAGUCUCUGCUGUGCCACAUUAAUGCCGACAUCUCUGGCAUGAAGGUGCCCUGGCUGUACGUGGGCAUGGUCUUCUCAGCCUUCUGCUGGCACAUCGAGGACCACUGGAGCUACUCCAUCAACUACCUGCACUGGGGAGAGCCGAAGACAUGGUACGGAGUACCCGCUUUGGCAGCUGAGCUGUUAGAGGAGGUGAUGAAGAAGCUGACCCCAGAGCUGUUUGAGUUCCAGCCUGACCUCCUACACCAGCUGGUCACCAUUAUGAACCCCAACAUCCUCAUGGCCCACGGCGUUCCGGUUGUACGCACCAACCAGUGCGCUGGUGAGUUUGUCAUCACCUUCCCCAGGGCCUACCACAGCGGCUUCAAUCAGGGAUACAACUUUGCUGAAGCUGUCAACUUCUGCACUGCCGAUUGGCUGCCGGCGGGGCGCUCCUGUAUCGAACACUACCGUCGCCUCCGCCGGUACUGUGUCUUCUCCCACGAGGAGCUGACCUGCAAGAUGGCCGCCUGCCCCGAGAAGUUAGACCUCAACCUGGCCGCAGCCACCCACAGAGAGAUGUUCAUCAUCGUCCAGGAGGAGAGGAAGCUUCGGAAGGACCUGCUGGAGAGAGGCAUCACGGAGGCUGAGAGGGAGGCGUUUGAGUUGCUGCCUGAUGACGAGAGGCAGUGUGACAACUGCAAGACCACGUGUUUCCUGUCAGCCCUGGCCUGUUUAAACUGCCCUGAACGCCUCGUCUGUCUUUACCACACACAGGACCUCUGUAACUGUCCCACCGACAAACUCUACCUCAGGUACAGGUAUACUCUGGAUGAGUUGCUGGCCAUGUUACAUCGGCUCAAAGUGCGAGCUGAGUCCUUUGAUUCCUGGGCCAACAGAGUAAAGGAGGCGCUGGAGCAGGAGGAGGGGAACAAGAUAGCCAUCGAAGACCUGGAGGUGCUGAAGGAGGAGGCGGCUGAGAAGAAGUUCCCUGACAACGAGCUUCUCCAGAGACUUAAUACUGUCCUCAGUGACAUCAAGCACUGUCAUCAGACCAGCACUGAGCUCCUCAACAAGACCCAGACCAGGAGGAUGACUCUGGCUGAGCUCAAGACUCUGGUGGAAAAAAUGGAGAACCUCCCCUGUGUUAUGAGCCCACUGGAUGAUGUACAGGCGCUCCUGCGUACUGUAGAGGAGUUCCAGACUCAGGCCCAGGCCCUGGUGAGUGACCGUGACUGGAGGCGAGAUUCCCAUCCUCCGGAGCAGCUACAAGCCCUUUUGGAGCACGGGGCUGGCCUGCCUGUCGAUGCCCCCGAGUGUGAGCUCCUCAAGGGGCUGCAGGAGCAGGGCCGGUGGCUGGCAGAGGUGCGGCGCACUCUGGGGCCCGAGGGGGGCGAGAUGACUCUUGCAGUCCUCAGGAACCUGAUGGAGGCCGGAUGCAACGUGGCCCAGAGCGUCUCUGUGGAAACGGCUAUGGCGGAGCUCCAGGAGCUGCUGACGAUAGCCGAACGCUGGGAGGAGAAGGCCCAGAUCUGUCUGGAGCAACGACAGAAGCACCCUCUCUCUACCUUGGAGGCCAUAGUGAAUGAGGCCCAGCUCAUUCCUGUCAAGCUGCCCAACAUACUGUCUCUACAGGGUUGUCUGACCCGUGCCCGGGCCUGGGUCACUGACCUGGAAGAGAUCCAGAAUGGGGAGCAUUACCCAUGUCUAGAUGACCUGGAGGGUCUGGUGGCCAUCGGGAGGGACCUGCCAGUCAGGAUGGAGGAGCUCAGACAGCUGGAGCUGCAGGUGGCCAGUGCCCACUCCUGGAGAGACAAGGCCUCCAAGACCUUCCUGAAGAAGAGCAGCCAGCACAGCCUUCUGCAGGUGUUGUGUCCGUGCGUGGAGAAGCGUAAGGAGAGGGGGGAGGAGUCUGACUCGGUAGAUGACACCGACACCAACACUCUUGGCCUCUCCGCUCAGGACCUGAGGGACCCUGGAGCGAUUGUGAUGGCGUUUAAAGAGGGGGAGCACCUGGAGAAGGAGGCUCUGCUGAGGCUCCAGAAGGUCAACCUAUCUAAACCAGGCCUGGAGGAGGAGCGGGAGGACAAGGAGAACGGCGGUGGUGGUGGGUGGCGGGGGGACCCUAUGGAUCUAGAAACGCACUCUGAGAACUGUGAGAAGGAGAACGGGGACAGGCAACACACGACGACAGGCGGCAACUCCCCUCAGUCGGUGUGCGUGUGUGGCCGUGUGCCCCGCCCCCCCCUGCUGCGCUGCCACCUGUGUAAAGACUGGUUCCAUGGGGGUUGCGUCCCCUUUCCCUCGCUCCUGCCCUUGUCAGAGCCCCUCACCAACCCCCUCUGCUGGUGGGACUGGGACUCGCGCUUCCUGUGCCCGCGGUGCCAGCGAUCGCGGCGGCCGCGUCUGGAGACCAUCCUGGCCCUGCUGGUGGCGCUGCAGAGGCUGCCCGUACGUCUGCCGGAGGGAGAGGCCUUGCAGUGUCUCACUGAGAGGGCCAUCACCUGGCAGGGCCGCGCCAAGCAGGCGCUGGACACCCCAGAGGUACGGGGGGCUCUGGAGAGGCUGCAGGGACUCCGACAAGAGGAGCCUCAACUGGAGGAGGAGAGGGAGGAGGCAGAUGGGAAGAAAGGGAACUGCGAGUCGGUGAUUGUGCUCUCGGAUUCUGAGGGUGGAGGAGAGGAUGGGGUCAUAGACCUCACACAGGACAACUCGCCCAAGAAGGCGGUAAAGGAGGAGGUGGAAGGCAAGCCUGCAUCUGAGAACGGCGUCAACAGCAAAGCCAAGUCUCACCACAGUGUUACAGACGUGGGCUCUCUGCUGCCGCUGGUGUCGUCACUGAAAGGCCCGGUGAUAGAAUUGUCCCCGGCCACCCGGACCCAGCUGGAAGAGCUACAGUUGGAGGGAGACCUGCUGGAGGUCUCUCUGGACCAGACCGGUACCAUCCACAGGGUCCUGCAGGCCGCUUCAGAACCACCCAGAAGCACACUCAGAACACUCAUACUGAUUGAGCUUCAGGAGCAGAAGGUAGCUGGCCGUGGGGGUCGGGCCAAGGACUCCAAGAGGAAGAGGAAGAGCCAGAGGGGAGAGGGAGGGGUGGAGGGAGGUCCUCGAUCCCAGGAUGCCUCGGAGUCUAAGAAGACCCGGCCCAUCAACCACAUACCCAUCCAGACCCACCCCGAGCUCUUGUGAUAUAAUGGAAGUUACUCUGGAGGAAAGACUGAUCAAACGUUUGGACAGGUCAUUCUGGGCCGGAGGACUGCAUUAAAUGUGGAAGGAAAGAUGCAGGCCAUCCCCCUGUAUACAGCUCCCCUGUCUGCUCACACACUUUCACAUUCAAACACUAACACAGUUGUCCUCUGAGCUCCCGAUAUGUAGAUUCUACACUCCUCCGUUUCUAUGCCCCUGUACCAUACUGCCCCAUUCCCCUCCCCCACAGUCUUUUCUGCUCUUAUCUACCUCCCUCCCUCAAUCCUCCCUGCAAACGGAGUGUGUUGGGAGUGUGUUGGGAGUGUGUGAGCUGGCGUUGUUAUAGGAGAGUCUCUUGGUCUUAAUUAAGGAUCAAGUUCUCUUCAGUCAGUCAGUAUGCUUUGUGUUAUUAACUGUAUUAAAUGCUAGUUUGACACAAGCCUGUCUUUACAGACAGACAGGGCUGUCCGGUUAAGUUGAUCCACAUACCCACUUACUGAUGUAGAAAUAAAUGAUUUCAGGAUUUAUUUUUGGAGGAUUUUUGGACAUGAACCUAACAUCCAGCUGAAGUUCAGUACUGUGGAAGGUUGUGAAUGACAGUGGAUCCUAGGUGACAGUGGUCACUGUGGUAAAACCUGUAUCUUUUGUAUUGAAUCUUGUUUUCAGGCUGGGCUAUUGGAGGGUAUUAAGCAUUUUAAAUAAAACCUAUUUGGAUAUUCUGGGAAGUGUGAAAAACAGGCAUUCAUGUUUUUUGGUGCUACUUUCCCAAGAAAGGUAUCUGUACCUCUGUCAUUCUCAUCUCUCUGACUUUCUGUUACUACUGGCUCGCUCUUUUGUUUUGAUUCUAUGAUCGUCUCCUCAGACUUCUCCUUUUAGCCCUGUCCCGUUAAGUCCUCACCUCUCCCCCCUUUAAACUAAAGUAACACUUCACUUCAACUCACUUUAUCACAAUUACUUUGUCUCCUGGGUUCAAAUAAUUAUUAUAUUAUUAUUAUUAUUAUUAUUAUUAUUAUUGGUAUUGCAGACAAAGUCAUGAGUUCGUGUAUAAACUUUUCUUUUCAA